Molecule: messenger RNA, 462 nt
Organism: Alternaria metachromatica
Lineage: Eukaryota; Fungi; Ascomycota; Dothideomycetes; Pleosporales; Pleosporaceae
Exons: 2
Coding region: 1-462 (153 amino acids)
Molecular function (GO): protein binding
Source: RefSeq, a predicted model, not a curated record
AUGACCCGCAUCAUCGAAGCCAGCCAGGGAGAGGUCGUCGCCAUCGCUAUCGGGCCCUCAAAAACCAUUUUCCGCAUCCACGAAUCCCUCCUCUGCAGCAAAUCAGAGUACUUCCGCACAGCCUAUAAUGGUCGAUGGAAAGACUCUACCGACGGAGUCGUACUAGAAGACGUGGAUGUAGGCGUCUUCAAACUCUUCGUGAACUGGCUAUACACAUCCAAAGUGCCCGAGAACUUCGACGAUCUCUCAACCAUGACCGGUAUGCCACAAUGCGUAUCAGGCGAGUCCACAACGGCCGCUUUCCUGCUCCUCAAAGCAUGCGUCUUCGGCGACCGGUUCCUCGCAUACGAUUUCUAUGAGCGAGCGCACAAUACGUUUGUUGACUGGAAUGUCCUCAAUCCCGGUUGGCCUUGGGUUGACCUGGGAGAUGGUCGAUUACGCGUUCGAGAAUCUAGCGGAUGA